This is a messenger RNA of Amborella trichopoda, 2862 nucleotides long. Lineage: Eukaryota; Viridiplantae; Streptophyta; Magnoliopsida; Amborellales; Amborellaceae. The record is from RefSeq and is a predicted model, not a curated record.
UAAAGGUCAAUAGUGUCAUUAUAUACACUCCCUUAAUUUUGACUAUCGUCGUCUCUCUCUCCAUCAACAAGCAUCAUGCACCUCAAUGCACCCGACCACCAUCUUCACCCCAUUCUUCAAAUCCAUCACCCGCCAAAUCACCACAGAAGCCAACCCCUCCUCAUGGAACGCUCUCAUCAAAUCCCAUACACAAGCCAACCGUCCACGAACCGCAAUCUCUUUCUACAACCAAAUGAUCCAAAAUGGAGCUCCACCCAACAAUUUUACAUUCCCCAUUGUUCUAAAAGCUUGUUCUCUCUCAAGAUCCUCUCACAAGGCCUCAGAAAUCCACGCCCGAAUUUUAAAAACGGGUUUUCACUCUGAUCCUUACGUUCAAGUUUCUCUAAUCCAUCUCUCUUUUGCCUUUGGUGAUCUAAGAACCCCAAGGCUGCUAUUUCAUGGCCAAAUUUCCAAGAAUUCGGCGCUUUGGAACGUUAUGAUAUCUGGGUAUGUUAAAAAUGGUUUACACUGUGAAGCUUUUAAAAUUUUAAUGGAAAUGCUGAUAAAUGGGGUUGUUCCGGAUGAAAUUACAGUGGUAAGCUUGCUUUAUUCUUGUUCCAGAUUGGAAUAUCUGGAUCUGGGGAGGUGGGUUCAUGGAAUUAUACUGAAAAGAGGGAUUUUGACUGAUUUCUUUGUUGCUGCAGGCCUUAUUGACAUGUAUGCGAAGUGCAGGUGCCUUGAUGGUGCAUACUUAGUGUUCAAUAAAAUGACUGAGAGAAAUGUGGGUUGUUGGAAUGCUAUGAUUGAUGGGUUUGCAAAGUCGAGCGACUUAUUAUCGGCUAAACUGCUAUUUGAUCGAAUGGACCAAAGAGAUAUAGUUUCUUGGAAUGUCAUGAUUAGUGCAUAUGUUAGUAUGAAGCUUGGUGAGGAGGCUAUCUCUCUCUUCAAAACGUUAUUACUAGAGAGAGAGCUCAAACCCAAUGAUAUAACGAUGUUAAGUGUGGUUUCAGCUUGUGCAAAGUUGGGAAAUCUCAAAACCGCAAAAUGGGUUCAUGGUUUUAUUACUGAAUAUGAAAUUUGUUUGUCAAUUGGUCUAUAUAAUGCGCUUAUUGACAUGUAUUCUAGGUGUGGAAGCUUAGAACUUUCACUGCUAGUGUUCAAUAACAUGCCUCAAAGAGAUCACAUCUCUUGGAACACAAUGAUCUCAAACUAUGUUAGGGAGAAGCAUUUUGAAGAGGCCCUUAGUCUUUUCAGAGCAAUGAGAAUGUCUUGUUUAAAGCCUGAUGAGGUGUCCAUUGGCAUAAUUCUAAAGGUGUUUAUGGAGGUUCGUGAUUUUGAGAUGGCUAGAAGUAUAUAUGCUCACAUAGAGAAAAUUGGGAUGAUUCAGGAUGGAGUUAUAGGCAAUUCUCUCAUAGACAUGUACGCGAAGCGUGGACCUAUCGAUGAUGCUAGCAAACUUUUCUUUCUGAUGCCUAGUAGAGAUAUAGUAUGUUGGAACACCAUGAUAGCGGGUUAUCUUAGGCAUGGAGACAUAGAAUUUGCUCAAACAUUAUUUGAUCAGAUGCCCUCAAAAGAUCUUCUCUCUUGGAACACGAUGAUCACUGGUUAUGCGCAAUUUGGCCUCACUAAUCGAGCAUUAGCCCUAUUCAGCACAAUGCCACUAAAACCUGAUAAGGUCACCACAGUGAGCUUGAUCUCAGCUUGUUCACAAAUGGGGGAUGCGGGUCUAGGAUCAUGUUUCCAUGCCAUUUUGAUACGAACAGGGAUUGAACAUGAUCUUGUCAUUGAUAAUGCCCUUAUUACAUGUAUGCUAAGUGCGGGCGCGCAUGUAGCCCAUCGUAUUUUUGCGAGUGUCAGACAGAAUGAUAGGAAUGUAUCAACUUGGAGUGCUAUGAUAUCUGGGCUAGCCAUGCAUGGUCACGCUUUCAAGGCUAUAGAGUUAUUCCAUGCGAUGCAAAAGGCUGGUUGCCCCCCUGAUGAUAUAACAUUUGUUGCUCUUUUGUCAGCUUGUAGCCAUGCUGGGUUAAUUGAAGAAGGUGAAGAGUUGUUUAAUAGUAUGAGUCAAGUCUACGGCAUCACGCCGUCUGUUGAGCAUUAUGGUUGCAUGGUGGACCUUUUGGGGCGAGCAGGUCUUCUCGACAAGGCUGUGGAGGUAGUGAGAAACAUGCCAAUGAAGCCUGAGGCUUCGGUGUUAAGUGCUCUUUUGGGUGCUUGUAGGAUCCAUGGCAAUACGGAGCUAGCUGAAAGCGUAAUUAAACGAUUUGAAUUGGAGGAAAUUGAAUGUGAAGGAAUUUAUCUGCUCAUAUCGAAUGUGUAUGCAGCAGCUAGCAAGUGGAACGAAGUUGGUUCUGUGAGAAAAUUGAUGAGAGUGAGAGGUUUUAGGAAGAAGGAAGCUGGCCAUAGCCUGAUUUUGAGGCAAAAUGAGUCCAAGGCCAUGGAUGAAGGGAAACUUGUUUAUUCUCCCCACUGUGUUAGCAAAUAUUAUUUAUAGAUCAAUGAUUCAGAUAAAUUGCAAAUAUUUCGUGAUUAUCAUUACUACUAUGAGUUUUUAGGGGAAACCUCAAAUAUCUUUCAGUGAUACCACGUUUCCCAAACUUUAGACCAAUAGUUCUAAAUUAGCUUGCUUUUUAAUAUUUUUCUCUUGCUGAGCAUGCUCCGGAUCCGCUUCUCCUCAAGCCUGAAAAGCUUUGGCAUUCUCUUUCUAGGCCUAAAGAACUCUAAGGUCGGUUUCUCUCUCCGAACCUGAAAAGUGAACACCUUGUCCGUCUUUCCUGAACGCCAAAACUUUGUGUGUCCUCUGUUAUGCCUCAAGAACUUUGAGGUAUCUCUCUUUACCCAAACCUGGAGACUCUAGGCUUCACUCCUUGUCUACCCAAAACUGGU